CCCUUCAAGCCACAUCCCGCCAGUGGCAGCGCACCAAUAAGCUGGGACACAUUUUCCUCGGAAAACUUGUGUCUGGGAGCUGCAUGUUGGCCAUCUGCGGAUUGCCACCAUAAUGUUGGGUACUGUGAAGAUGGAAGGUCACGAAACCCCCGACUGGAGCAGCUAUUACAAUGACGCGCAAGAGGUAUAUUCACCCAUGACCAACACCAGCAUGAACGCAGGACUGGGUUCUAUGAACAGCAUGAACAGUUACAUGGGCAUGCCUACCAGUGGGAAUAUGACCUCAAGUUCCUUCAACAUGUCUUAUGCCAACCCCGGUUUGGGUGCAGGACUUAGCCCAGGGACCAUGGCUGGAAUGCCCACUGCCACCGGCGCGAUGAAUGGAAUAAGUGGUGGAGUACCACCCAUGGGCACCGCGUUAAGUCCCACCAACAUGAACGCCAUGUCGGCGCAACAAGCCUCCAUGAGCGCCCUGAAUCCGUACUCUAGUAUGAGUCCCACGAUGAGCCCCAUGACCUAUGCCCAAACCAACCUGAACAGGGCGAGAGAAAACAAAACAUUCAGAAGAAGUUACCCGCACGCCAAGCCGCCCUACUCGUACAUCUCGCUUAUCACCAUGGCUAUUCAACAGUCACCAAACAAAAUGCUCACCCUGAGUGAAAUCUACCAGUGGAUCAUGGAUCUCUUCCCGUACUACCGCCAAAAUCAACAAAGGUGGCAAAAUUCCAUCAGGCACUCGCUGUCUUUCAAUGACUGUUUCGUCAAAGUCUCCAGGUCGCCGGAUAAGCCAGGCAAAGGCUCAUACUGGACUUUGCACCCGGAUUCUGGAAAUAUGUUCGAAAAUGGCUGUUACCUCCGCAGACAGAAGCGUUUUAAGUGCGAUACUAAAAAGUUGUCAUCGACGAAGGGAGGCGAGGGGAGGAAAGACCAGACGACCGGUUCUGGUUCUCCUGCCAACGACAGCAACUCCAAGCCAGGGCACAUGGACACGAGUUCCAUUUCAAGCUCCAACCAGUCGUCCAGUCCCCACAGUUUGGACCGGAGCAUUAACCCCACAUCUGAACUCAAAAGCAGCGGGCCACCCUUGCACCCCGCCGCAGUGUCGGCCACGUCCCUGUCCUCACUCCCGUUGACCCCACAUUCUAUGGGCCACGAGACCCAGCUGCACCUUAAAGGGGACCCCCAUUACUCAUUCAACCACCCGUUUUCCAUUAAUAAUUUAAUGUCCUCAUCCGAGCAACAGCACAAGCUGGACAUGAAAGCAUACGAACAAGCGCUGCAAUAUUCAUCCUAUGGCUCAGGGAUGUCUUCCAGCUUGCCCCUCGGCAGUGCGUCUAUGGCCGGGAGAGCCACUAUGGACCCUUCGGCAUUAGAGGCGUCUUACUACCAAGGUGUGUAUUCUAGACCGGUCCUAAACACAUCUUAGUGUCCUUUCUUUUUUACCGAUCCGAGGACAGACAGAUUCAUUUUUAUUUGCUCUUAUAUUUUGUAUUAUUUUUGCAUGCACCUAGUGCAUAAAGGACUGUUACUUAAAAAAAAAUGUAAGGCUGUGUACAUGUAUUAUAAACUAUUCUGUAACGUGUUCCCAUUAAAGAUUGUAUAGGCCUACCUACCCCAGAUGAAAAUCAUCGCAAGUGUAUUUAAACCAACAAUUUUGAACCUUGUAAAAAAUAAUGUUGUACUUCCCCCCAACUUGUAGUCUCUAACGACGAAUGUGUCCAUGUGUUACAAUGUGCAUGAAUGAAGGUCAAUGUGCUGUUGUGGAACGCGUGCUGCAGGUAAAAAAAAACAAACAAAACCAACAUGAAAUGGAAACAAAAACAAAAGCACCUGUUGCAAGUGAUUUUUCAUGUUGUUCGCAUUUUGGAUUUUCGUUUUAUUUACCAUUCUGGCGAAAGCGUUUCAGUCCCAACCUUGUAUGAAAAUAACUUUAUUCCAACUUGGAACUAGAAAUAAAAUGUGUCUUACUUUAUGAAGCAAAUACUUUUCAGUGGUUGGUGACAUCUUUAAAGCAGGGAGUUGUAAUCUUGAAUUAAGGAGUCCUUUCUCGUUUUUGCUUCCUCCUUUUAUCUUUGCAUGUGAUUAAUUUAUUUCGUUCAAAUAAAAUCUGAUCACGGUA
This is a messenger RNA of Engraulis encrasicolus (European anchovy), 2119 nucleotides long. RefSeq names its product forkhead box A1 (gene foxa1). Gene Ontology annotation, biological process: regulation of transcription by RNA polymerase II; cell differentiation; anatomical structure morphogenesis. NCBI's taxonomy places the organism in Eukaryota, Metazoa, Chordata, Actinopteri, Clupeiformes, Engraulidae. Gene Ontology annotation, molecular function: protein domain specific binding; DNA-binding transcription factor activity, RNA polymerase II-specific; transcription factor binding. The record is from RefSeq and is a predicted model, not a curated record. The transcript is spliced from 2 exons. Bases 113 to 1426 code for a protein of 437 amino acids.